AACCCCCUGAAAGAAAAAAAAAAAAUAAUAAACCCUGCAUCCCUAACCCCGCAAGCGCAAGCAAAAGAAGUUGCCGUCGUGUUUCACACAUUGAUCCCAGCGUUUUCAGCGUCGUAAAUGGCUGGCAGAGGAGGAGGAUGGGGAUUCCGUGGACGUGGAAGAGGCGCAUAUGUCCGACCAGUCCCAUUUGUUGUUUAUCCUGAGGAUAUUAAGUUGCCUGAUGUUAAAAAAGCCGAUGCUUCUACGACACGGUUAUGUAAAUUGGAUCUUGAAUUUGAUAAUUUUUUUAAAUCCGCUCCUUAUUUCUUGGAGGAGAAGGCAGAAUUGAAGGGGCGCAAAAGAAAGAUGCACGUACAAAGAUUCUCUGACAAGAAGAAGACCAUUUUUACUCGUGAUUCUCUGCCACAGGUUUUAGUUUACGACGAAUUUAUUAAGGAGUUGGUUCCAGGUAAAACUAUUCUGAGCCGGAAAAAACGUACAUGGAACCCAGAAGAAGGUCAGAAAAAACUGGCGGCAAUGUUUGAUGAUAUAGAGAAGAGUCGCCUGGAAGAUAGUAAAAGAAGAAAGGAGGAAAAAGUUGAAGAAAGUGAAGAUGAAGAGGAAAUUGAAGGGAGUAGCGAUUCCGAAGGCGAUUUUAGAGAUGGUGAUUAUAAUAAGAAUAAUGACUUUGACGACGAUGAUGACGAUUUUAAUCCCAACGAUGAUGGGCCUGAUGAACCUGAAUAUGGAGAAUGAUUCUACUCAUCUUGUGGCUCUUCUAUAUUAGCAUGGACUAUUGCUUCAAGGCUUUUACUUAGCCGCUAUAUGAAAUUAUUUGAUAUCAUGACAUCAGUGUCUACUUUCUUGUAAAUCCUUAUGUAGUUGAUUGAGUAGUUGAAUAAGUACAUUUUGAGUUUGCUUAUUGAGAAGUUAAAUAAGGUAAUUUUGGGUUAAUUUUUACUUGGGACCUCUUGCUGAUGAUAAUAUCUUAUUUCAUCAUGCAUCCUAGGAAUUGGGUUUGGUUUCUUCUUGCAUUUCCACAUUUCCUGCAAUCUGGCAGGCACUAGUUGGGUUUGCAAUAAUUGACUUUAGUGUGUUAGUUUGAUUUUAUUUUAUUUUUUAAAAAUUGAGCUUUUGAUUAAAA
Molecule: messenger RNA, 1123 nt
Organism: Medicago truncatula (barrel medic)
Lineage: Eukaryota; Viridiplantae; Streptophyta; Magnoliopsida; Fabales; Fabaceae
Product: glutamic acid-rich protein
Exons: 9
Coding region: 118-735 (205 amino acids)
Biological process (GO): transcription by RNA polymerase III
Cellular component (GO): RNA polymerase III complex
Source: RefSeq, a predicted model, not a curated record